UCGGUUCCAACACAUGUACUGGUGACCGAGGCGAAACAGAAACUGCUACUUUGCCCACUGCUGGCAACAUAACAGAGGUUAAUCUGAACAUAGAAGUGGCUCCUUUUUCUUUUGGAAUAAAUGAACAGGCCAGCAUCCAAGCUUCAGCUCUGGGCACUAAUGACAUACCAGUCGAUAGAAGUGUUACAGCUGAAGAGGUGGCCAAUCAAACCUACCAAUUAGAUAAUGAGAGUCAAAAUGAAAUAAAAAACAAUGAUGGAGAAGAUCCCUCAGAAUCCAUAAAACAGGAGGUUGUUAUUGAUAAUCUUACAUGGCAAUGCCAGGGAGUCCAGGAGUGUGUAAAUCAUGGCUAUGAGUUCCCCGUGAGAGCAGGAACCAAUCAAACGGCACAAGAACCAGAGCUGACGGCCCUAACUUCUGAAGAACAGCUACAGUCAGAUGGAGACACUAAAGCUAAAAGGACUGAAGAUGUCACCCAGAAGGAGCAAGCAGAAGAGCAAGUUAACAACUUGGCAGAGAUGGAUGGGGGAGGAAAGAGUUCAGAAAUGGAGGCGACGAUAGCCAAUAAUGUUGCUGGAGAGUUAAUGGGCCAAGAAGAGCACAGAGCAAGAAAUGAUCUAGAAAUGCAAGAAGAAAAAGCUGCUAAGCUUGAAAUACAAGCUAUAACAGUUCCUCCAGAACCAGUGGGCCAGACUGGAGAAGAGGUACAUACAGACACAAAGGACCAGGUGGAGGAAGCUUCUCUAUCUGAGAAAGGCAUCGAGGUGAAGCUCGACGGGACAGAAGGAGAGGACAAAUCUGAGAAAAAUGAAUCCACAACAGAAGGAAGUGCUUUACAAGAGCAUCCUUUGCAGCUCCUGAAAGAAGCAGCCACAAUUUGGAGAAACAACACAAAAGAACAUCCACAGACAGAGAUGCUUGUAGAAUUUGAGACUGGAGGAGGAGCAGUAGAAGAGUCAAUGGAAGGAGAAGUGGAGAUGGCAGAAGAGCCAGUCACCGUUCUUGAUGAUGAGACUGAAACGAUGGAGGAGACGCCCAGUGAAAAAUCAGAAGAAGUACAUCCUUUCACCAUUAUGAGCGGUUCUGAUGAUGCCACAGACAAGAUAAAAGAUGAAGAUCACCAAGUGCUGCCAGGAGACGAGGCCAUACUGGGUAAAGAGGACAUGGAGACACAGGACGUAAAGCUAAAGGUGCACAACAGUGAGGCAGAGGCAGAUCUAAAUGAGAGCAUUAAAACACUGAAGCAAACAAUGGAGAAUGGGUUCUUGUGUCCUGAGCCACAAGGUCUUAGGAAAGACGAACUGGGGAAAGUAAAAGUGCUGUCACCCAGGAGAAAAGAUAGAGACUGGAUUAAAACAGAUCAGCCAGAAGAAGAGAAGACUGCUGCUGAAAGGAAGGACUGGAGUAAAGAGCUGAGCCACAUCAAAAAAGAGUUCUGGGAGAAUGAGUGGGGAAGGAAAGAAUGGGUGGAUAAAGAAACGUCAGCAGAAAAGAUCAGUUCACCGAGGAAGGCGGAUUGGAUAAAUGAGCUGAAGUCAGUUAUCAAAGAUGAAUCGCUGCCCAAAAAGAAAGACGAGCAGGUGAAGAAAAAGAGAGUGGUGCUGCUGGAACAUGGUUGCUCAUAUGUCCCUCAGCGGGAGGCGAUGACUGCAGAGACGAGGGAAGAGAUCAAGGUGGCCUCCGACAGGAGAGCGGACAGUCCUGUGGUGGACAGUAAAACACUGGAGAACCAGCCCUAUGAAAUCUCCCUGUAUGUCAAGGCAGGAAGUGAUGGACAGAGCAUCGGAAACUGUCCUUUCUCUCAGAGACUCUUUAUGAUCCUGUGGCUAAAAGGAGUCAUUUUUAAUGUCACCACAGUCGACCUCAAGCGGAAGCCGGCUGACCUCCACAACCUUGCUCCAGGAACCAACCCUCCUUUUGUGACCUUUAAUGGUGAAGUCAAGGUUGAUGUCAACAAGAUAGAAGAAUUCUUGGAGGAGAAACUGACUCCACCCCGAUAUCCCAGACUGGCUCCCAAACAUCCAGAAGCUAACACAGCUGGCAUCGACAUCUUUGCCAAAUUCUCAGCGUACAUCAAAAACUCAAGAAAAGACACAACAGAUGCCUUACAGAAAGCUUUGUUGAAGUCUCUUCAGCGUCUUGAUGACUUCCUAAGGACUCCCCUGUCUGCAGAGAUUGAUGCUGAUGUCUUAGGAGAUGUGCCAGAGUCAACUAGGAGCUUCCUAGAUGGGCCAGAGCUCACCUUGGCUGACUGCAACCUGCUGCCCAAACUCCACAUUCUAAAGGUUGUAGCAAAGAAAUAUCGUGGCUUUGAGAUUCCUCGGGAGAUGACCUGCGUGUGGCGGUAUUUGAACCGUGCCUACCAGAGAGAGGAGUUCACCGGCACCUGUCCUGCUGAGAGGGAGAUUGAGUUUGCCUAUUUGCAUGUUGCAAAAUGAAUGAAACAAAAUGUAGGGCAGCGUAUAAAUCAAGGAAAUCAAGAAAUAUGUAAAGAACAUAAGGAAAACUAGUAAAGAGGAGAGCACUAACACACGGGUCUGUGUGUGUG
Molecule: messenger RNA, 2548 nt
Organism: Pundamilia nyererei
Lineage: Eukaryota; Metazoa; Chordata; Actinopteri; Cichliformes; Cichlidae
Product: chloride intracellular channel protein 6-like
Exons: 6
Coding region: 519-2438 (639 amino acids)
Source: RefSeq, a predicted model, not a curated record